UCAGUGGCUCCUGCGGCGUUGUUCCUGGCGGCCAAAGUAGAGGAGCAGCCCAGGAAGCUGGAUUAUGUGAUCAAGGUGGCCCACGCCUGCCUGCACCCCCAGGAGCCGCCCCCCGACACCAGGAGCGAGGCCUACCUGCAGCAGGCGCAGGACCUGGUCAUCCUGGAGAGCAUCAUCCUGCAGACCCUGGGCUUUGAGAUCACCAUCGACCACCCGCACACCCACGUGGUGAAAUGCACGCAGCUCGUCAGAGCCAGCAAGGACUUGGCGCAGACGUCCUACUUCAUGGCUACCAACAGGUUAUUAUUUACCGUCGAUUCGUAUCUGAGGGGCGGAUGUGAGGGGCUGCCCCUCUGCUGGCUGCUCAGCUGGGCGCCCCUCCUCCUGCUG
This is a messenger RNA of Lagopus leucura (white-tailed ptarmigan), 390 nucleotides long. RefSeq names its product cyclin-T1-like. Gene Ontology annotation, cellular component: nucleus; cyclin/CDK positive transcription elongation factor complex. The transcript has 4 exons. The annotation marks the transcript as partial. The record is from RefSeq and is a predicted model, not a curated record. Gene Ontology annotation, molecular function: cyclin-dependent protein serine/threonine kinase activator activity. Gene Ontology annotation, biological process: regulation of transcription by RNA polymerase II; positive regulation of DNA-templated transcription, elongation. NCBI's taxonomy places the organism in Eukaryota, Metazoa, Chordata, Aves, Galliformes, Phasianidae.